Molecule: messenger RNA, 660 nt
Organism: Aedes albopictus (Asian tiger mosquito)
Lineage: Eukaryota; Metazoa; Arthropoda; Insecta; Diptera; Culicidae
Exons: 1
Coding region: 1-660 (219 amino acids)
Cellular component (GO): extracellular region
Molecular function (GO): chitin binding
Source: RefSeq, a predicted model, not a curated record
AUGAACAUCUGCGACGAGACUGGCGACGUGUUCUUUACUGUAACCUGUGCAGGAGAUACUUACUGUACUGAAGAUGUCGCAGGAGCAGCAACAUGUGAGCUAGAUCAACCAGCUGACUGUGACGACGAGGUUCCUAGUCCUCCGGAAACGACUCCAAUUGAACCUCUCGUUUGCACCGCUGAAGGCUUUUUCCCAGAUCCGUACGAAUGCAACGUUUUCCACUAUUGCAGCGGUUAUGGGCUUCAAUCGGAUUUCCAGACAUGCCCUGAGAACACCGUGUUCAAUCCGGAAUUCAACUCGUCAUCUCCGUGCAAGGCCAAGGAGGAUGACGAGUCCGACUGCUCACAGGUGGACUGCACCGAGAACUCCGUAUUCAAGCAUUUCGGAACAAGCGAGAAAUAUUUCGCAUACUGUUGGGAAGAUCCCGAUUCGACCGCGGAUCCCAAAGAAAUAAAGGUGUCGAUGUUUAUGUGCAUCGAAGGAACAAGCUUCGAUGGGGUGCAGUGUGCCUUCCAGUGCAAGGAAGAGGGAAACUUUGCCAACCCACGCAGCUCGACUACCUACUACCAGUGUUACUAUGCGAAUGAGGUGCUUGUCGGGAGGAUGUUGACGUGUCCAGGCAGCAGGCAGUUCGACGAAAACUUAAAAAUAUGUCGUUAA